AUGGUUAACAAUCGUCAGUCAAUUGCCCCGGCUCCAUCCCCGGAAUAUACUGAGCUUUUAAGAAGGCUCACUGCUAUAGAGGAAAGUCUCAAGACCAUGGAUUCAAACAUUGGCAUUGUCAUCAAGGGGAACAAAGAUUCAUUGGAAAUACUUGAUAGUGUUGCUGAUGCCUCUGGAGAACUUCUUGCAGUUAUUGCUCCUACCACUAUAUCUGCUUCUGCUUCUGUCCCUUUCGCAGCUUCUUCCAUUAGUUCUACUCUGGAUUGGUAUACAACACCUUCUGAGGCUUUUUUUGAUAUCUUUUCUGCUGCUCCUUCUGUUGCUCCUUCUGUUGCUCCUUCUGUUGGUGCAGUGGUUCUUACUGGUGCAAACGCUGGUGAACUUAGUAAACAGGAUCGCACUAGAGUUUUAGCUCUUAUCCGAGAAGAGUUGAAGAAACACAACUUCAAAUCAAAUAAGCCGGAACCAGUUGCAGCUAACAACAGCAAGCGUACAAUUGUAUCUAUACAAACUUUUGUGGAACGAGACACCAAGUCAAGGAAUCAUAUGAAGCGCGCAAAAAGACAAAUUCUUGGUCAAGAAAAGCAGGUCGAGAGACUGAUUGAGCUGACCUACUAUACAUUCAAGACUGAAAUUGAUGUGAAGGUAGGUAAGAGCUGCAACGGACUCUUACAGAAAGAAGCCAUGUCUGAGGAUGAAUCUGAAGAUGAUAUGCCUAGAGUCUCGAGCAACUGUGCGAUUUGUACAGUGCGUCCAAGUUGGAGAAGUGAUGAGUACAAUCACUUUCUUGCAGUUGUUGAUGAUUUUAUACGUAAUUGCAUGGACUUCAAUUCAUGUCAGAUGUUGAAGAGGUCCUUUGGUAGAGAUGCUGUUUUAGCAGUCCUGCCUAGAUUGAUGUCCCUUCUCUCUCACUGGGCUUUUAGAGAUGAGUUUCAAUAA
Molecule: messenger RNA, 939 nt
Organism: Phycomyces blakesleeanus NRRL 1555(-)
Lineage: Eukaryota; Fungi; Mucoromycota; Mucoromycetes; Mucorales; Phycomycetaceae
Exons: 5
Coding region: 1-939 (312 amino acids)
Source: RefSeq, a predicted model, not a curated record